CUGCACGUUAGAGUUUAGUCUGACGCAUUCGGGCCCACUCCUCAGAGAGCCAGUCACAGACGGCCAAGUAAGCGGUCCUCUCGUCUCAUCCGUGUCCCCCGGCACACGCCCAUACCGCAUCCGCGAUCUCAGAUCCGACGUCUACGAACCCGUCGCCCUUCCUCACUCGCCAUCUCGGGUUUCUUCCCCCACCUCUUCUGAAUCCUCCUGCUUCCUCUUCCAAGAUCGCCAAGAAAUAUGAGCAAUCUUGAGCAAUUUGUUUUUUGUUUCCGUGAUUCUUGUCGCGCCUGUUCGUUCUCCGUUGGUAGCACCUGUGAAUCGAAGGCGUUGGGAGAGCCCGCUCCAUGUCACGGUUCUCCCACGACGAAGGUGCUUCUUGGAUUCAUUUCGGUUCUGUUCCUUCGAGUUGAUCCAAGCAUUACGAUUUCUUCGCGUUUCCUUUGGUUUUCCUGACAAAAGAAUGAGCGGCUUUCGACUUGCUUCCCAUGUUUCGUGGUGCGAGGACAACGAGAUGAACAAGAGUCUUCACCCGCUGUUUUUAUUUUUUCUUCGACGAGGAUGAGCUCCGCGAGAUGGAAGAGAAGAACGAGUCCGAUCCAAAAGAGUGCGAGGACGCAACUCAUUUCCAAGGACGGUCACUCUGUUCUCGCACUCGAAUUCGACCCGACGGAGUAAAAGAGACAAUUCGUUUCCUUUCGAUCGAAUUCGCAGAAGAAAUCAAAGUAGAAUAUGUUCUUAUAAUGGAGAUAUCGAAAUGAGUACCGGUCGCAGGACAUGUAUCGAACACCUUGUUGACGCGUAAUAUCACAAAAACAAGAAUCGAUCAUUAGCCCUUCUGAUCACGCGAAACGACGACAGUGAUUGCAGCCGAGAGGUGUUGUGCGCAUAUCGUAAUUCCACAAGGAAUAAUUAAUUCCGAAACCCAGAGGAAAUCCGUAUCCGCCUCGGACUCGGGUUUCACUUCCAUAUAUACUCCUCGCUCUGUCCUCCUCGUCGAGUGUGUCUUCUCGCCUUCUCACUGUCUUCUCGGCCAUGGCCUUUGGCAAUGAUGGCUUUCUGGACGAGGAUGGUGAGACAUUGAUGGUUUCGAACAUGCCGUCCUGUCGGGAGCGCUCCCUGAAGCCGGCCGAUCGCGUCGACGACGACGGCAACGUUGACGGGAGGUCCUGGCGGUGGGGCCGCUCACUGACGCCGGUGAUGGAUUCUGCCAACGAGUGCAAGGGCGGCAAGCCGAGGAAGAGGCUUAUAAUGAAGACCGCGAACGAGGGCCCACCGCAUUACAGUGGCGGCCCCAUGGCGGCGUUCGGCGACGAAGGACUGGAUAAGUCGGGGAACGUAGAGCUGUCGUUGAAGAAGAAGAGGAAGGGAACGCCGUCCACCAAGCAGGGAAAAGUGGGGAGUGGGAAGGAGAGGCGGCUAUCAUCUUCCUCUAAGGGGAAUCGGCCUUUCGGAAGUGGAUCAAGGAACACUAUAGCCAGAGGCGAAUUAGAGGCAGAAGAGGGUGAAGAAGAUGAUGAAAUUCAGCAACUAUUUAAUGGGGGAGGGAAAAAGAAGAAAAAUGAGAAGUUCCAUGCUGAAAUAUCUUUGCUUGUUGAACACGUUAUGGCUGAAUUAGAGGUGGUGACUGAAGAAGAUGCUGAGCUGAACAGGCAGAACAAACCAGCCAUUAACAAACUCAGGAAGCUGCCAUUACUUGUUGAGGCCCUCUCUAAGAAAACACUUCAGCAAGAUUUCUUGGAUCAUGGAGUAUUAUAUCUUCUGAAAAAUUGGCUCGAACCCUUGCCUGAUGGAAGUUUUCCGAAUAUGAAUGUCCGAACUGCCAUACUAAAAGUACUUUCCGAUUUUCCUAUUGAUUUAGAGCAGUAUGACAGAAGAGAACAACUAAAAAGAAGUGGUAUCGGGAAGGUGAUAAUGUUCUUAUCAAAAUCAGAUGAGGAGACAACUUCCAAUAGAAAACUUGCUAAAGAAUUGGUUGAUAGAUGGAGUCGAUCAAUAUUUAACAAGAGUACUAGAUUUGAGGAUAUGAGGACUUCUGAUGAAGAGAGAGAGCCAUACAGACGACCAUCUCAGAAGCACCUUCAUAAAGCAAGGAGACUGGAAUCUCAAGAUAACUGGAUACGCUUGGAUCUGGAUGAACUUUCAAAUCUGCGAAGAACUGGACAGGCAGCAACCAGACAACAUGUUUCUGUCCCUGAAGCAUUGCCUCUAGAUUUUGUUGUGCGCCCUCGGUCUCUAGUUGAUCCUGAAGAAGUCAGAGCACAAGCGAAGCAAGUGAUGCAUGAUCAGCACCGGUUAAAGUGUUUCUCAUUAUUUCUGGGGUGGGAGGCGUCAGCAUGUAUGGCUAUUCAACGGGCAGUAUUCUCAGUUUCUGCACUUCAGUUUGAAGGAAAUAGAUCAAUAGAAAUUUUGUGAUAAACAAGAAGUUGUGGCAGUUGAAAACAUCAAAAAAGAGGCAGCUUCAGGCAUUGAAACCGAGUAGCGAGGGGCGUGGCAUUGUCAUGUAUUUAUAGUUAGUGAUCAUAUGCGCGCGCGACAAGUUCUAAGAGCAUUUGAGCUGGUGGUCGACUGAGUGUACAAAACAUAAACAUUUUUCUGAGUAGUACUUCUCUCAUCCACAAUGAUGUAACAUAUCUUUUGACAAAUAACUGAAAAUAAUUGAAGGUUGAAUGUUGGGAGAAUAGUUUCACCAAAUUCUUGUAUCCGAGUUUUUUUUUUUAAUUUUUUUUUAAUCCGAACGAUGAUAUCAGUGAUUGUUCGAGUCGGAACGUUCUCCAGUUAAGGAUCAUCAGAUUGGCAAGUGAGCAUAGUACUUUAUUGGAUAUUAUGGUAAGUUUUUUUUUUUUUUACAAAAGGCAAAUGCA
Messenger RNA from Musa acuminata AAA Group (dessert banana), 2861 nucleotides. RefSeq names its product protein IWS1 homolog 1. Lineage: Eukaryota; Viridiplantae; Streptophyta; Magnoliopsida; Zingiberales; Musaceae. The transcript is spliced from 12 exons. Gene Ontology annotation, biological process: brassinosteroid mediated signaling pathway; regulation of DNA-templated transcription elongation. Bases 1033 to 2412 code for a protein of 459 amino acids. The record is from RefSeq and is a predicted model, not a curated record.